CACAAUUAUAUCCAAAUUCAACUUUUCUUUUCCUUUUUUUAGAAAAUAAAUAAAUAAAGAUCCUUCCUUUUAUAUAUUUCCUGAAAAAUCUCUUUAUUUCUCUCUCCCUCUCUCUCUACAUAAUUCUCAAAUCUCCUCCAAAUUAGCAGCAAACCAGGUUCCUCUCUCUCACUCCUAUCUCUUUGUAAAUAUAAUAUCUAUAGGUUUUUUUUUAUAAUAAUUUAGAUUUGAUUUCUGGAUAAUAUAUAUAAUUAUUUCUGUUUGUUUGUUGUAAAUAUUGUUGGGGUUUGUGGAUUUCCUAAAAGUUGAAGAAUUUGAGCUACACAUAAUCUGGUUUGGGGUUUUUUAGAUUAAUUAGGUUAAUGGGUUUUGUGGGUGUUUGAUUUUAUUUACUAUAAUUUAGAGCUUUGAUUUGUUGAGCUUCAUAAAUUUGGUUGAACUUGAUAAAUUGUUUAGGUUUAUCGGUCAAUAAUCAAAAUCAGCCUGGUGAAAUUGAGCUUAUUUUGGUGAAUAACUAUUACCUAGAUUGGUUUAAUAAGGGAAAGAGAGAAGAGGGGAAUUAGUGAUUAGUAAAUUCGAUUAAUUAAGUAAUUGAUUGGUGAUGAUGGUUGAGGCAAUUGCAACUACAUCUCUUGUAGGCUACCGGCCGCUAUACGGUGGCCGAGGUCCGGGGGAUGCUAGUUACAGGAAAAAAUCUACGGGGAGUUGCCGGUUCCCGGUGGCAAGGUUAAUAGGGGGAAAGAUGGCUCUGAAUCAAUGUUUACACAAGAAGAGAGUUGAGAGGGUAGUUAUGAGAUCAAGGGGUUCUAUUGUAGCUCUUGCAGUGGAAUUGACACAAGAGGCUUACGCCUUUAAAGAAGAGGAACAAAUACCACGAACUUGGAACUAUAACAUUGAUUCUGACACUGAUUCAAUACCGGGCGUUUGGCCUCCAAAUAACAAGGCUGAUAAUCCAUCUUUGCAUAACCCUUUGCUUCGGCUUGAAAGGAUGGGUUGUGGUUGGCUAGGUGCUAUAUUUGAGUGGGAAGGUGUUAUAAUUGAUGAUAAUCCUGAUCUUGAGAAGCAAGCUUGGUUAACUCUUUCUCAAGAAGAAGGAAAGACACCUCCACCGACUUUCCUACUUAAAAGGGUAGAAGGGAUGAAAAACGAACAAGCGAUUUCUGAAGUCCUGUGCUGGUCUAGAGAUCCAGGUGAGCUUCGAAGGUUGGGUUUGAGGAAAGAGGAGAUAUAUCAGAGAUUACAAGGUGGUAUUUAUAGUUUGAGAUCAGGGUCUAGGGAAUUUGUGGAUAUACUCAUGACAUAUAAAAUUCCCAUGGCACUUGUUUCUACUCGCCCUAGAAAAACUUUGGAGGCUGCAAUUGGGGAUAUUGGGAUUGAAGGGGUGUUCAGUGUGAUUGUUGCUGCUGAGGAUGUUCACAGGGGUAAGCCUGAUCCCGAGAUGUUCAUAUACGCGGCACAACUUCUGAAAUUUAUACCGGAGAGGUGCAUUGUGUUUGGGAACUCGAACCAGACUGUGGAAGCAGCACAUGAUGCCCGGAUGAAGUGUGUGGCUGUUGCUAGCAAGCAUCCCGUCUAUGAGCUUGGUGCUGCAGAUAUGGUUGUCAGGCAUUUAGACGAGCUUUCAGUUGUGGAUCUAAAGAAUCUUGCUGCUGUAGAAUCGCCUGAAUUUCAAGAACCGGAGUUGGAGAUGGAGGAAGAAAUCGAGGAAGACAGGUCGUCCAGGCCAACAGGAGUGGAUGAUAUCUUCUGGUAACACACUCAAAAAAAUUGUACAGUAUGUUAUUAUCUAUAUUUUGUUGGUAAUGAUAUUGGUUUCUUUUCCUUUUGUGUAUAUUAUUAGGACCAAAAAUAGAAACUAGAGGUGGUCUACAUUGGACAACCUUUUGUUACUCUUUUAUGUAUGUGGAUUAUGUUCAAUAUACAAGUUUAUUACUUUAA
Messenger RNA from Spinacia oleracea (spinach), 1938 nucleotides. RefSeq names its product 5-amino-6-(5-phospho-D-ribitylamino)uracil phosphatase, chloroplastic. The record is from RefSeq and is a predicted model, not a curated record. The transcript has a single exon. NCBI's taxonomy places the organism in Eukaryota, Viridiplantae, Streptophyta, Magnoliopsida, Caryophyllales, Amaranthaceae. The coding region runs from base 602 to 1753 and encodes 383 amino acids.